Molecule: messenger RNA, 543 nt
Organism: Populus euphratica (Euphrates poplar)
Lineage: Eukaryota; Viridiplantae; Streptophyta; Magnoliopsida; Malpighiales; Salicaceae
Exons: 2
Coding region: 38-421 (127 amino acids)
Source: RefSeq, a predicted model, not a curated record
UCUUCAUAUUCCUAGUUUUCCAACUGAGUCUGCUGCUAUGAUGGCUCCUCGUCAUCUUUCUCAUCGUUUUGACAAUAAAGAGCGAGGGCGUGGUCAUCCAAAAUGUGACUAUUGUGACCGUGAUGGUCACUGGAGAACACAUUGUUAUAAGCUCAAUGGAUAUCCUAGCAACAGAUCUCAACCUCGUGGAACACUUGAUAGACUAUCAGGUUCGUCAAAGGCAGCAAAUAAUGUCGUUGGUUCUUCCACUCCAGCUGGUUCCUCAAAAACUGAAAAUAUUGUUACUGGUUCUUCAACCCCUACUGAGAUAGUUAUCCCUGGCCUCACAAGUGAUCAAUACAAUCAGCUCUUGGAAUUUUUAUCACCCGUGAACACCAACUCUGCCAACUUUAUUGGACCUAUCAAUGACGAAGCUAAUUAGAACGAGUGAAGUACGAGAUGGACUUUACCACUACAAACCUUUUUCUGCCUCUGUUUUUCAUUCUCAAUGCAUUUCUGACUCUACUCUUUGGCAUCAACGACUCGGUCACCUUUCUACUUCAA